UUAUGGGAGCGCACAGUCCCAGAGGGAGCCCACAGGAGACCGGUUCAAGGUAUUGUACCCUUCUGAGGCCUGGUAACAAGGACCGGAAUUCCUCUCUGAGGGGGAACUUUUGGCAUUAUCACACUGGCACUGGAUUUGGGCCAACGUGUUAACGAAGAAACGCCAAGAACCACUGUACUUCUGACCCCCUGGGGUUGGCUCCUCGGCGGCUGCAAGUUGGAUUCGGUGGAGCGAUCCUGAUUUUGCAAGCUGGGGAGCUCGCCCACAUGGGCAGCGGGUGUCGUAGGCAGGGGAACGCACUGCCUUCCCGAACUACCGCACCUGUCUCCAUCGGAGGCCCCCAGACCCACUCCCCCAGCCUGCUGUGGUGAAAUGAGGAGCUGGGACAGGAGGAUAAUGAAGGAAAACGUGCCUCAAAGUCCAGUGUGAGAGAGAGAGCGAAAGAGAGAGAGAAUCGGCACUUCCUUCGCAGCCAUGAGCCAGCCCACCCUGGCCUCCACAGAGCUACCAGGACAGAAGAGCCUCACCUUCGAGGUGGUGGACAUUGUGGUUAUCGUCAUUUACUUCGUCUUCGUCCUCGCCAUUGGGAUAUGGUCAUCCAUACGGGCAAGCCGGGGAACCGUUGGAGGGUAUUUCCUCGCCGGACGGUCCAUGACAUGGUGGCCUAUCGGAGCCUCCCUGAUGUCAAGCAAUGUGGGCAGUGGCUUGUUCAUUGGCCUUGCCGGCACAGGGGCAGCUGGGGGUCUCGCCGUCGGAGGCUUUGAGUGGAAUGCUACAUGGGCGCUGCUGGCCCUCGGCUGGAUUUUUGUGCCUGUUUACAUUGCCGCCGGAGUUGUCACCAUGCCUGAGUACCUGAAGAAGAGAUUUGGAGGACAGAGGAUUCAAAUCUACAUGUCCGUACUGUCCCUCAUUCUCUAUAUAUUCACCAAGAUAUCAACGGAUAUUUUCUCUGGAGCACUGUUCAUCCAAGUCUCCCUGGGCUGGAACCUUUACCUGUCCACCGUGAUCUUGCUAGUGGUGACAGCGGUCUACACCAUCGCUGGUGGUUUAACAGCUGUGAUGUACACCGAUGUGCUGCAGACAGUGAUCAUGGUCCUCGGGGCUUCAGUUCUCUCCUUUAUAGGGUUUGAAAAAGUCGGCUGGCUGGAAGGCCUGAAAGAGAAAUACAGCACCGCGAUACCCAGUGUCAUAGUCCCAAAUACCACCUGCCACCUCCCACGCACUGACGCCUUCCACAUGCUCAGGAACCCUAUCACCGGAGACAUACCUUGGCCAGGGCUUAUCUUCGGCCUCUCUGUGCUGGCUACUUGGUGUUGGUGCACUGACCAGGUUAUAGUGCAAAGGUCUCUCUCUGCCAAGAGCCUCUCCCAUGCCAAGGGCGGAUCGGUGCUGGCAGGUUAUUUGAAAAUGCUCCCAAUGUUUUUCGUGGUCAUGCCGGGGAUGAUCAGCCGAGCUCUAUAUCCAGAUGAAGUGGGAUGUGUGGACCCGAAAAUCUGUGAAGCCGUCUGUGGUGCUAAAGUGGGUUGCUCUAACAUCGCCUACCCUAAGCUCGUAAUGGGACUCAUGCCUGUAGGACUCCGGGGCUUGAUGAUUGCCGUGAUGAUGGCAGCCCUGAUGAGUUCCCUCACCUCGAUUUUCAACAGCAGCAGCACGCUCUUCGCCAUAGAUAUCUGGCAACGGCUCCGCAAGAAAGCCACGGAGCAGGAGCUCAUGAUUGUUGGCAGGGUGUUUGUUCUCAUCCUUGUCGUCGUCAGUAUUCUCUGGAUUCCCAUCAUUCAGACGUCCAACAGCGGUCAGCUCUUUGACUACAUUCAGUCCAUAACCAGCUACCUAGCCCCACCAAUUACUGCCCUCUUCAUCCUGGCUAUCUUCUGCAAGAGGAUCAAUGAGCCCGGUGCUUUCUGGGGCCUCAUGUUCGGCUUGGUAGUAGGUGCCAUUCGGAUGAUCAUGGAGUUUUCCUAUAAAGUGCCAUCCUGUGGCGAGGAGGACCUAAGACCAGCUGUCCUAAAGGAUGUGCAUUACCUGUACUUUGCCCUCAUUCUCUGCGUGCUCACAGGCAUCAUCAUUACCCUAGUCAGUUUCUGCACUCCACCCAUCCCAGAGGAAAAGCUGGCCAGCCUGACCUGGUGGACUCGACACAGCAGCGCUCCCACGACUGACCUGGAGAAGGACAAGAACGAGUUGGCGGAGGUCAACCCAUCAACGGGCGAGAGUGAUGCAGAGGAGCCGACGGAAGAGAACGCAGAUUCAGGGAACAAAGACCAUGACGCAGCAAGCCCGCCAUGCUGGAAGAAGAUGUACUUCUGGUUCUGUGGCAUCUCCACCAACCCAGGACCCUCACUGACCAAGGAAGAGAAAGCAGUCCUGGAAAGGAAACUUACUAACAUUACGGAGAGGCCCCUUUCAAGGACGGUUUGCAACGUUAAUGCUAUAAUCCUGCUAGCUAUUAACGUCUUUCUGUGGGGAUACUUUGGCUGAAAGACGGGGCUGCAGACGCUUCUCAGCUGGUUUGGCUUUGAUUUACAAUGAAUUCAGACACUAAUUGAAGGAAACAAAUUAAUCUCUCCUCAUCCUAACCCCAGCCCGGAGCUGGCAGAUAACAGAGACAAUAGACUGUCCAUUAGGCUCUAUGUUUCCCCUCGGUACAGCUUCAGUCAUUCAGAGAUUGAAGGAAAUGCAGUUAGCUGCUUGGCUUCUCCAGGAGUGAACAUAUGAUGAGGUCAGAACGGGUCCCCAAAGUUUGGAUUCAGAACCAAGCCUGCCCAAGGAUAGGCAGAGCAGGAUUUGGUUCAACUCAAAAGUGUUGGGCUGGGUGGAAAGUUUAGAUCCAAGCUCAGUUCAAAGCCAAGUUCAAGGCUAUUUAGCUCUUGAGGAGUCUGGACCCAGAUCAGUCAGCUUGGGCCUGCUACCCCUCACAGUAAACUGAUGUAGAUCCGUUGACAUCCUUGGAUUUAUGCCUAAGGGCCAGCAAUGCCAGGGGUGGGCGAAUCAGGUGCAAGGUGCUGUGUUUAAUGUAACUUAUAUUGGACCAAAGAACAUUGCAGCAAUCCACCCUGUUCCAUGACCUCCCCAGUCCAUCCCCCCGUGACCUCCUAGGCAGGCCAUGCAUGGACCAGUACAGAGACCUAUCUUCUGUAAGCACCCCUCACAGACUGGACGGAAAGCCUGCCUGGCAUCUCUGGGCUGAAUUUCACCCGUUGUAUUCUCCAGAUUCCCACGUGUAUUGUAAUCACCCAGCCCUUCCAAGAUGGCUGAGUUGAAGCCAAGACUUUGGCUAACACAGUUUGUGCUGCCCAGUGUUAGCCUGCAGAGCCUAUCAGAAAGAACCUCAGGGUCUGCGUGGGGGCCAAAAGACUCCAGACAAACAAAACAAACAAACGAUGCCCUUUUUGCAAGCCUUCUUGCAGCUGAGUUCUGUCUCUUUCCACUUCUGAAGGACCUUGUACCCUAAAUAGCCAUUUCUUUGCUAAUGUAACAUGUUCCUAUUUAUUGAUUGGGCUAAUGCUAUACUUCAAGAGCAUUGCCUGUGGCGGAAGAACUUUAACAAAACAAAAACCGAACCUUUCGUGCAGGUCAUUAUCUUCUGUAUAUAUUUGAGAGGUUGUCUGUACGUGAGGGAGUGAAUGAAUCUGCCCACGUGUUUGUUCGAGAACUCCUCCACUAAAUUUGGUAUUCAGCUUCCUCUUAUCAUGACUUAAAGCAAGGCCAGAGUUUGUGUCAGGACAAUGGGAUGUGCCUGGAAUGUGAUUGUUUCUCAUAACACAGAAAGGGAGGCUUCUGCUGGCAGGGAGAGUUAUACUGUAUAAUGACCACAGGGGGGAGCAAGGGCUCUGUUGCAGCUGCAACAGGCUGUGGUGAGUGAGGAUUGGGGUAGUCCUCUCUGACCAGGGCAGACUGCAUACUGAACCCCAGGUCCUUCAAGGAAGUCUGGGGAGGGGGUCUGAAGCUCCACCCCCCUCCUAAUCUGUAUGGGGACACUGCUGAAUCUAGCAAUGCCAGCUAAAUCUUCUAGUUAUUUAUACUGAAGUCUUGCUUAGAGACCAUGGUUCUAGCUGUUGUGCAUAUAGAAAAUAAAAUCCCCUUACCCAAAGAGUUUAUAAAACCAAACCUAGCAGGGAGGAAUAGCAUGGUAUUUACCAGAGUGGGUUUUUGUCAGGUAAAAUCAUGUUUUUUUGUCACCCAGAUUAAAAUUAGUUAGACCCAGUUUAUGGCAUUUUCCAUGUUAAAAGUUGUUUUAUCACACGCAACCCGCAGUUUUAGUUAUAUAUUCAAAUUGCAUUACAUAUUCAAAUGAGGCAGCAGAUUAGGAGAGCAAUUUAAACUUGCAGAAAUAAAAAAGUGAAAUUGCUGUGAGCAUACUAAUAUACAUAAAUAUCACAGUCAGUGUCAGGAGGCCUGUAUACAAUUGGCUUUGGUGUUUUCUCAAGGAUCACUCAUGUCCAUAACUCCUAAAACAUUCAGUGCCAGUAAUGCAGAGUUGGAGCCCUGAUGUGUUAAGCAAUUGGAAGCAUUCAGGGUUGCGGUCUACCUAUCCAGGUCUGGUUGGCCAUGCAGCAUGCUGGCGCAGACCAACUUUGUCAUGGGUCAAAUAACCCCGAAUGGAUGUCUUCAAAGUUUGAAAAGGUUUAUUCGAGGCUUGCUGAACUUGCUGGACAUUGAUGCUGAACAUCCCACCCCGUUCUCUGAUGUCAGAUGGCAUCACGGCGGUCUGCAGGUUUUCCACCAUGCUCCAGCAGAAUGACAGUGGACAAAAACGUUGCUUUUUGGCAACGGUGAGUCUUCUGCUUCAAAUGCAAGUAAACAUGGCAGAAAAGCCGGGAUUUUUGCUGAGCAGUUACUUCUUGUUCCAAUGACGUAUUUCUUUCCUGUGUGGGUUGAAUGAAGGAGGUUGGCCAACAUUUGUAAUUGCCUCAUGGAAUCAUUUUUAUAUUUUUGCUUUAUAUGGCACAAAAAGUCUUCCAUUUAUCAGUAGAUCCAACCAUCCGUCUCACGCACCAACCGGCCUUUGUAGAGUGCGUCAAGUGUCACAGAAAAUGAAUUAAAUUGACUGGACAAGUUA
Messenger RNA from Pelodiscus sinensis (Chinese soft-shelled turtle), 5059 nucleotides. The record is from RefSeq and is a predicted model, not a curated record. Lineage: Eukaryota; Metazoa; Chordata; Testudines; Trionychidae.